This is a messenger RNA of Saprolegnia parasitica CBS 223.65, 1142 nucleotides long. RefSeq lists its product as hypothetical. Lineage: Eukaryota; Oomycota; Saprolegniomycetes; Saprolegniales; Saprolegniaceae. Gene Ontology annotation, biological process: thiamine biosynthetic process. The transcript has a single exon. The record is from RefSeq and is a predicted model, not a curated record. The coding region runs from base 63 to 1106 and encodes 347 amino acids.
ACGUACUGUUCGUACCGCGUGGUGUGGGCUAACCGCAGUGAUGUGUUGUGUGUUGCAGGACCAUGGCCCCCAGCGCUCCGCUCAAGAAGACCACGUUCCUUCUCAACUGGUACGCCAACCCGUACCACACGCCGAUCUUCGUCGCCAAGAAGCGCGGCUUUUACGAAGAAGAAGGCAUCGACCUCGCCAUCAUGGAGACGACCAACCCGAGUGACGUGACCGAGAUUGUCGGCUCGGGCGCCGCCGACAUGGGUCUCAAGGCGAUGAUCCACAUCCUCGCCGCCAAGGACCGUGGCAUCAACAUCACGUCCAUGGGCGCGCUUCUCGACGAGCCGCCGACGGGCCUCAUCUUCAAGGCCAGCCUCGGCAUCACCAAGUUCACCGACAUCGUCGGCAAGCGCGUCGGCUACAUUGGCCACUUUGGCAAGAUCAUGAUCGACGACUUGGCCAAGCAGGCCGGCCUCGCGCCCGACAGCUACACGACCGUGCGCGUCGGCAUGAACGUGACGGACGCCAUCAUGCGCGGCGUCAUCGACACGGGCAUCGGCUUCACCAACUUCCAGCGCCUCGAGCUUGAAGAGCUCACGGGCGAGCCCGCUGGCAUGCUGCGCAUCGACGAGUGCAACGGUCUCGGCUGCUGCUGCUUCUGCUCCGUCAUGUUUGUCGCGAGCGACGCGUACUUCCAGAACAACAAGGACACGGUCGCGGCCUUCAUGCGCGCGACGCGCCGCGCCAUGGACAUUGUGAUCGAGUACCCGGACGUCGCGUGGGAGGACAUGUGCAUCAUGAACCCGCGCCUCCGCAGCACCAAGCGCAUGGUCAACGUCGAGGUCGAGGUCGACGGCAAGAAGGCCACGGCGCGCGUCGAGACGGGCAGCGACGUCUACGAGAAGAUCUACCAGCGCACGCUGCCGUACUUUUCGCGCACGCUCCUCAACGUCGAGCGCGACUGGGACAAGGUCGGCGACUUCUGCAAGUACCUCCACGUGCUCGAGAACGACGUCGACCAGCACACGGUCUACUCGAACGAGCUCGUGCCCGCCAUGGGCAAGGCGUCCGUCGAGCCGCUCACGCCCGGCGGCGUCCUCGGCCUCGUCUCGCAGUAAAACGCUCCUAGGCGCCGCUUUUAACGCGAUGAAUCC